Molecule: messenger RNA, 330 nt
Organism: Cajanus cajan (pigeon pea)
Lineage: Eukaryota; Viridiplantae; Streptophyta; Magnoliopsida; Fabales; Fabaceae
Source: RefSeq, a predicted model, not a curated record
AUGGCUGGUGAUACAGCAUCUUCCUUCUCCACUUGCUUGGUCCUCUUCUUAUCUUUGCUCCUUGUUUCUCACUUCACUAUGGCCAUCCUAGAACAAAACUUCUCUCCUUUAACAUCAUCUAACAAAGAGGGUACCAAGAAGAGGAACACCAAGGUUGCUGCUUCAGCAAGAGAACACAGUGCACAACAUUCCAAGGAUAUGGCACUAGGAGAAAAUGGCAAAGGCAGCAUUCAUGUUCCAAAGAGAGAUCACUCUCAAUAUCCAAGCAGGAUCUUCAAUGCUAGUGCACAUGAAGUCCCAAGUGGUCCAAACCCAAUUUCAAACAGGUAA